GCCUCCAUCGCCGCCUGUGAAAUCAAUCGUCUCUCUCUCUGGAUACAGUAGUCGACAAUGGUGAGCCAAAGGCAAAGACUUGCGCGGAAACGAUACAAGGAAGCUCACCCAGAGCAGUUUCCAAAAAAAGAACCGACGCCGCCAAAAGACCCCAAUAAGAAGAAGAAGAAGAAGAGCUUGUUCAAGCGUAAGAAACCUGGAUCUUCCACUGAUAAACCCAUGAGAAAUGGCUCCUCGACGAGGCAUCCUCUCCGAGUUCCUGGUAUGAAACCUGGGGAAGGUUGUUAUAUCUGCAAGUCCAAAACCCAUAUUGCUAAGCUCUGCCCUGAAAAAUCCGAGUGGGAGAAAAACAAGAUAUGCUUGCAAUGUAGAAGACGAGGGCAUAGUCUUAAGAAUUGCCCUGACAAAACCGACGAGAGCAGCUUCGAGAAGAAGCUCUGUUACAACUGUGGAGAUACUGGCCAUUCACUUUCUCACUGUCCUUAUCCUUUGGAAGAUGGAGGGACUAAAUUUGCAAGUUGUUUCAUAUGCAAGGAGAGUGGACACAUAAGCAAGAACUGUCCUCAAAACAAGCAUGGAGUGUACCCAAUGGGCGGGUCUUGUAAAGUUUGCGGGAGUGUGGCUCAUCUCGUCAAAGACUGCCCCGAUAAACUCAACAGAGAUUCAGCCCCUACAAAGAGUUCAAGAUUUGAUGCUACACCAAGAGGGAAACUCACUAAGUUUAGUGGGGAUGAUCUUGAGGACGAUUUCUAUGAAGAGCCUGUAAGCAGCAAGAAGAUCAAGACCUCUGAUGCUACUACACCUGAUGAUUUAGAUCAGAAGAGCAUCUCGAAGAAGAAACAAGGUCCAAAGGUUGUCAAUUUCGUAGGAUGAUUCACAAAAGUAACUCAAAGAGGAUCUAAAAGGGUCGUCAAUUUUGUAGGAAAGGUCAAAUUUUUCGUUCUUUAUAUGCAUCUAGAGUUCUUGUAAUGGACAAGUUGGUGUGUAAGAUUAAGAAAAAUGUUAUGUAAUGGAACCACACAGCCAAUUCUGUUUCAAAUUAAUUCAAGAGGAUCUAAAAGG
Molecule: messenger RNA, 1062 nt
Organism: Eutrema salsugineum
Lineage: Eukaryota; Viridiplantae; Streptophyta; Magnoliopsida; Brassicales; Brassicaceae
Exons: 5
Coding region: 58-873 (271 amino acids)
Molecular function (GO): nucleic acid binding; zinc ion binding
Source: RefSeq, a predicted model, not a curated record